CCUUUCAAAACAUCAAUUCAUCCGCAUAGAACAAAAACAACAAAAUUAAUUAAAAACGACCAAAAUGGCUUCAAUUCAACCCAACAACUUUUUCUACCCACGUUUCCCACCACCACCACCACCACCUUCACAAUUCUACAACCCUCCACCACCACCGUCGCAUUCAUUUUCUCCUCCACCAUCACCACCAUUUAGAUCACCACCGCCGCCGCCACCUCGUCCCAUUGGUCCUUCUCCACCGCCACCACCUCGCCCGGUUCGUCCUCCCCCUGCCCCUCUUCCACCUUCUCCCUCUCCGAGCAACCCCACAGUCAUAAUAGUGGUGGUUGUCUCUGUGGGUGGGCUCUUUCUCCUCUCGAUGCUCGCUUUUGCUCUAUUCUGCUGCGUUCAGAGGACCACGAACAAGAAGAAGACGCAACAAGAAACCGAUGUCGUUCACUUUCAUGAACACAAAAGGGUGGAAGAAACCAUCGUACCUGGUCCUUUCGGACGUGACACAGUGGUGGUAACUGUUGAAGAUGACGUGCACAUCGAUGAAGAAAUCAAAAAGAGUGAGAAAGUUGGUCACCACAAUUUGCAUGCCAAAUCAUCUUCUCCACCUGAACCAGAUCAAGGUACUUCUACCAGCAUUGUUCAGGUGGCAGCUACUCCUCCUUCUGCACCUCAUCAUCAUGAUGAUCUUCAUCACCAGCUUGAAAACAAGCCAUGACUCAAACAAUAUGAACACACUUUUCCUCAGAGAACUGCAUAUCCUUGUCCAAAGACUCCUAACAAGGAUCGUAUAAAUAAAUAUCAACAUUCAACUCGUUUCCAUGAAUAAAUAAAUAUCGUUCAAUUUUUUCA
Molecule: messenger RNA, 843 nt
Organism: Vigna unguiculata (cowpea)
Lineage: Eukaryota; Viridiplantae; Streptophyta; Magnoliopsida; Fabales; Fabaceae
Biological process (GO): plant-type secondary cell wall biogenesis
Source: RefSeq, a predicted model, not a curated record